AUGAUGACGUCGCUAGGCAGCGAAGAAGGCAUGUCGAGUGCGAAUAGUCCUCAACCUGGGCUGCUCUCCAUCGCCGGCGACGCGCUCGCCCUGGCGCCCGCCCCGGCCCGCGCCCCGCGCCCUAAGCCGCGCCCGCCGCCGGCAGUGCCCGUGCCCGCCCCCGCCCAAGACGACGCCGACCUGCCCGUCGUGUCGCUGUCCGAGGUGGCGUGGCACGACCACCACGACGACUGCUGGAUAGUCGUCUACGACCGCGUCUACGACCUCACGCCGUUCCUUUGGGAGCACCCCGGCGGCGAGGAGAUCCUGCUGGACUACGCGGGGCGCGACGCGACGCUGGCGUUCGCGGGCAUCGGCCACGGCCCGGCCAUGCUGCUGGCGCUGCGGCCGCACCUGGUGGGGCGGCUGCCGGAGGCCGAGCGCAUCUACAGCGUGGCGGCGGCGGAGCGGGGCGUGCUGCAGCUGCUGGGCGUCAGCUAACCGCCUCGCCCCGUCGGCACC
Molecule: messenger RNA, 501 nt
Organism: Gryllus bimaculatus (two-spotted cricket)
Lineage: Eukaryota; Metazoa; Arthropoda; Insecta; Orthoptera; Gryllidae
Source: the annotation of a GenBank genome assembly